Messenger RNA from Octopus sinensis (East Asian common octopus), 1137 nucleotides. Its product is annotated as dehydrogenase/reductase SDR family member 11. The coding region runs from base 202 to 954 and encodes 250 amino acids. The record is from RefSeq and is a predicted model, not a curated record. NCBI's taxonomy places the organism in Eukaryota, Metazoa, Mollusca, Cephalopoda, Octopoda, Octopodidae. The transcript has 8 exons. Gene Ontology annotation, molecular function: oxidoreductase activity.
ACUACUUACGACUAGCUAGCGCGAGUGCGCGUGACGGGACCACUGUUCGCUCGUAGUACCGAAUUAAUCGGUUGCUCAUUAAACCGGCUGCUUUGAUUCACAACCACACUUUAUCACACUUCUGUCAACCGCAAAACUUGAUUCUACACUUAACACAGUCAACAACAACAACAACAGCAAAAACAACACAAGCUUUUCACAAUGGACAAAUGGGUUAAACGGACAGCCUUGGUUACUGGGGCUUCGUGUGGCAUUGGUGCCGCUAUAUGCAGAAAGUUGGGGAAGUCUGGCAUGAAUGUUGUUGGUUGCGGAAGAAAUGUGCAGCGCAUCCAAGAAAUCUCUGAUGAACUGAAAGGUGAAGCCGGUUCCUUGUUAGCCUUGAAAUGUGACCUCAACAAUGAGUCUGAUAUCCUGUCUAUGUUUGGGACCAUCAAGUCCCAUUAUGGAGGAGUGGAUGUGUGCAUCAACAAUGCAGGACUGGCCCACGCUGAGCCACUGCUUACUGGGGACACUAACAAAUGGCGGGAGAUGUUCAAUGUGAAUGUCUUGGCUCUUAGCAUCUGUACAAGAGAAUCUUUUAAAUCCAUGACGGAACGAAAUGUGAUGGAUGGUCAUUUCAUCCACAUAAAUAGUAUGUCUGGACACAGAGUGGUCGACUUACCAGAUCUUCACUUCUACAGUGCAACUAAGUUUGCUGUGACCUCACUGGCCAGAGGACUCAGGAAUGAGUUACGAAGACUCGAAUCUGAUAUCAGAGUCACGUCCAUCAGUCCAGGUUUAGUGGACACAGAAUUUGCCUCUCGUCUAUUUCCAGACAGAAAAGAAGUUCCAAAGAGAGAUUUUAAGAUUCUUGAAUCUGGUGAUGUAGCUGAUGCAGUCCUGUUUGCACUUCAGGUACCCAAACACUGUGAGAUUAAUGAAAUUAUGAUGAGACCAACUAAGCAGGGCUACUGAAAAACUGACAAAAGCAAAACGAACAGAUCGUCCAUUUUCCACUUGACAAGGACACAAGAGAGCAUUUGAUCACAUAUGGACCUUGAUCUCUGCUUCAGAGCAACCAUUUUUUUAAAGACACUACUCCAGUAUGACUACAAUGAGUGAAACAAGUAAAAAUUAAAGACAUCUUGCCUCGUAUCA